This is a messenger RNA of Geodia barretti, 6046 nucleotides long. Lineage: Eukaryota; Metazoa; Porifera; Demospongiae; Tetractinellida; Geodiidae. The record is from the annotation of a GenBank genome assembly.
CUGUGGUACGAACGAAAAGCCAACGAGUAUCGAUCGAGUGAAGGGGGAGAUCUGGGCGUUCGGGCGUGAGCAAUGUGUUCUCCAGAGUGUCGUCCGCUGAGGAGACCAAAGCUGGGCAUCCCAGGCUUUUACCCUCAGGGAGAGAAGCAGAGAGAGGAUGAGCUGUCGCAUACUGCCCUCAACAGCGGGUUCAGGUUGCCUCUGGCCGUCCAGGAUGAGGGUGGGUCGGCUCUGAAAGAGUUUGGACAACAUCUGAACACAAAAGAGUACUCCACAAGAGUCAACCAAGUCCUGGAGACUAAGAAACGGAGUAUCUGGGUCCAGGACAGUCAGAAAAGAAAACUGCCCGUCACAAAAGAGAAUUUCUUUCUCGUCACUCUCGGUCGGACGAGGAAAGACAUCGCUCAGUCGUGGUUCCAGAAUUUGGCAGGAAAUAAACCUCUCUCCCAGAUGGCAAAGAGGGUGCCAGUUUUCAACAAAAAAGAAGAGAUCUUUGAAAAUUUCUGCGAGAGAGACGUGCCCAUCUUUAGAGCUGUCUGGUACAUCAAGAUGACAGCUCUCUACAACUCCACAAUCCCAGACUCAAAACUCAACAAGAAGAAGCAAAGCAACGGACCUUCUUUUGAUUGGACUCUGUCACUGUGCCACUACAUGCACGAGAGGGCGUGGCGUGCCAGCGCUGGUAGCGGUGGCGGCUACUCCAGUCGGGCGUCGGUCAGCAGUGGCACCUCAGGGGGGGUGGGUGGGGGACCUUCGGAGGAGAGCCUCGCCGAGAUACACCGCUGGAAGUACAUGGUCAAUCUCUCUGGCUGGCUCUAUGAGGAGAACUUGCUGGACAGACAUGAGUUCCUGAGAUGGUUGGUGGCAGAGAGGAUUGCAGAUCACGUGAAACAGCAAGACACAAAGUCACUCCAACUCUACCUCUCUCUGGUGCUCAAGUAUUUGCUGGAUAUCUGCAGCUGUGUGUCCCUCUCUCGAUCACUAAUGACCUUCUGCUCCCAGAAGCUCGUCUCGCUCUACGAACUGAACCAGAGACUGCAGAAAACCCACAUGCCCCCCGCGGCACUGACGGCCCCCUCGGCCUCAAUUUCCACCCCCGGAAUCGAGAUCAAAGUGGAACCCCAGCUGGGAACGCUCAUGGAAACGAACCAGGACGAGGACAGUGUGUUUAACGACCAACCCUCCGUGAAACAAGACCCAGAUGGGAAGAGGCAACGACAGGGGUCAGAGAGAAGACGAACACUGAGCAUCUCGACGGGGAGCAAAGGGACAAACGCCGCGGCAAGUGGAGCCAUUCAGAAAACAGGGGACAGGUCGGGGGAGGAAAGAGCGACGUUGUAUUUCAGCUGGUGUGGUCAUCACGGCUCACUCCUGCUGCAACUCUCUAGUGUUAUACAGACCGUUGCCGUCCAGUGCCCAACUGCCUUUGUUCACUGCAGCGUGAAGGGAUCCAGCAAAGAUAGAGGAGGUCCACUGUUGUCACAGUUACCAGUCAGUCUGGCUGAGCUCCCAAUGCCCCCAUCUCUGGAACCAAAACUACACAAGAAGUUGAUGUUGGUGUUGCGAGCCACGGAGCAGGAGGUUCAGCAGAGGACAAAGGCAGCCGAGAACGGCUGGUCUGCACUUACUGCUGCCGACCUCCAAACCACUUCUGAAGGAGAGAGUGUUCAGCAGGUGCUGAAGAUAAUUGAGGUUCUGGACGGACAUUCCUUCACCCGUUGCCGUGGUCACAACCCCCUCACUGUCCUCUAUUCCAAGCUCUGUACCAUACAGUCUGAAGCUGAGGCUCCUCUCAGUGAUAGCAUGCUGACGAUGCUGCUGUGUGAAUGGGCCGUCUCUCAACACCGCACGGGACACCACAGACCCAUGGUGGUGGCCAAGCUUCUGGCCCAGCGACAGAGCGACCUACUCAAGUUCGAGGGAUGGAAAGUGUGCGGAGAUCUCGUGGCUCUAGACGAGGCAUGGGAGGAGGCUCCGCCCCCUCCCUCUGGCGAGAUCAGGGACUUCCCCUUCCAGCAGGCCCUGUUUCGUUUCCUUGACAGCCACGCCCCUCUUCCAGGUGAUCUUUCAGCUCCUCUGCGAUCCACGGACCCCUUCUUCCAUCUCGUGUCCCUCUUCUCCAAUCUCAUCCAGCACAACGUGUUCUCCCACUCCCUCUACCUCUCCCUCCUCAUCGCCAAGGGGGAGGUUCGCUCCCCCAUCAUCCCCUCCCUCCCCUUUGCCAGGGAGGGAGAGAGUCUCUACCACCACCCGAGACCGGAACCGGAAUCGGAACUGAGUCUCUCGAUAUCGCUCCCCGUGCUGAAGAAGCCUCGGCUUGACCUUGGUCCGGGGGGUGGGGUGGGGCGAGGGACGGCGGGGAGGGUGGGAGGGACACGCCCACUGGUUCAGGUUCUCCUAACACCUCCGGUUUCAGAUGGCAUCAGCAUAUCUGCCAUAAACAUGAUGGGGGACAGUGGUACCUCAUUCGGCGGGAAACCAGAGGCCGCGUCCGACUGCAAGGUCGGGGAAAACGUCGCGCUCCUUCGCCAGCAGCAACUGGACUCUCUCCUCACGUCGGACAUGGGACUCUCUCGUCUCGUCUCCCCACUUCCAUUUAACCCCCAAGAAGACCCGACCGUCUCACCCAUAGCUCCAGUCCUCUCACUCUUGACUGGAAACAGCUCAAUUUUCAUGGAAGAAGAGCAGAGCAUCGAGCUCAGCAUCAACAAACACUCUCAGCGGCAUUUGCUCUACACAGCCUACUUUCCUCUCAUGGACACCCGCCUCACCAAACAAGAACUGAGCGAGCGCUCCGUCGUCCUGUGCGGGAUCGGAAAGUCGAGAACCAAAGUCGAGAAGAUUGUGAAAGGGAUCAUGGACAAUGUCGAGCAUUAUUUCCGUCUACUGCAAAAUGUGUCCUCCCCGGUCUUGCCCGAUAACACAGGCUGUCCGAAUCUAAUGCAGAAAUUUCAGGUCCUCCCCGUGUUCGAGCAGUGUGUCAUAGCAACCGAGUGCGAGAAGCGACUGCGAGCGAUCGUACGCAAGAACCGAAGCUUGUCAAACGUGUCCAUCUGUUCGGCGCUCGUCUUUGUGUGCGAACUGCUCGAAAUCUCCGGCAGCGUUUCACAGAUACUGAAUCUUUUAGUCGACAUCAUAUCGAGUGACGUUUUCAACGAGGAAGAGGAAGAAAACCAGGAGAAGGAGAUGGAAAAUUCGGUCAUCACUUAUCCCCCUCUCCCUCCCGACCUAUGUCUGCCCGUGACCUGUCUCCUGCGAAAAUACCUAUCCUGCCUCCUCCUCUCUCAACAGGACACCAUUAUCGUCUUUGAAAGCCUCUGUCGUGUCUUGGAAGGAGUGAAGCAAUCGGCUAAAAUCUCAUCCUCACAGAAGACAGUUUUUCUCUUUCUUCAUCAUCUUUUCUCCUGCUGCAGUUUCAUACGGAAAACGUGUUACUCCCUGUUCCGGCCGCUCCUGAAUUUGCUUGGCAACGAGAUGUUGAUAGAGUCGUACCCGCCUACCAACAGCGAGACACCAUUUCAGAGAACGGUCAUAUCUGGCCAGGUGACCAAACCAAGUGAGUGUGACAUUCGGACAGUUUGUCACUUCAUCAGAAACAAUCCUUUUUCUUCGUAUCAGAAGACCAUCUGCUUUUUCGUCACCGACGUCUUCUCCACCGUCACUCAGAAGAAUGCCAACAGUCACACUCUCUGUGAUUUGGCCCACGUGUGUGCGGAGGUGUCGUGUAACAUCGGAGUGCUGGUGAACAAGGAGUUAAUGGGUGCAUUCCGAGCACUCUGUCUCCCCAUGAACAUGAUGAAAGCCUGUAUGACCGGUUUCAACCACCUCACCAGCAAGUCAAACGUGAGGGCUACCCUGGAAACUCUGACGGCACAGGAUUGGGUGAGAGAGAAAUGCAUGCAGCAGUCGUCGCGUCUUCUCGAACCAGAUUACCUUGGAGACACCACCCUGACUCCCUCCCAGGCUAGAUAUCUGUUGGACAUGCUGUGUCCGUGUGUCCCGAGCAGCUCAUCGGCAGUUAACGUUGAGAAACCUCCUCCGCUCCAUUCCAUGGAGAGCACCUCAGCUGUCGCUCAUGUCCUGAAGAACCUCAGUCAGUGGACUCUCAACAACUCGCUGGUUCACAUAAAACUCCACAUCGCUCAGGCGGUCUCCAGUCACACGCGACAAUCUCUACUUGAUGACCUCGCUUCUCAGGUGAUUCAAGUGUUUGAGGAGUCAUGUGGCAGCGAGUGGGCAGGACAGGGGCAGACGGAGAGUCCCUCGGACAGCGGGGACGGCGCCUACAGCCCCAGCGUGUGGCUUGUGACUCCGCUCAUAUCCAAACUCCAGCAGGUGGUUCUCGGGCGAGUCCUCAAGUGUGCCGGCCACGUUCUGGGUCAGGGCCAGUGGUGGAACCCGGACAGGGGCCAGGAGAAAAGACGCUCCACAAGAGCCACCAGCGGAGCUGUCCCAGCCAAGACAGGCCUACAGUGGCAGCAGCCGUUCCUCCAACUGGUCCUGGCCUGCAUGAAUGCUCAGGCCACCACGCACGAAGAGCUGCUGGGCCCUCUCAAGUCACAGCUACAGAGCUUUCUCGCUGCCUUCGAUAAGGAUGGAAUGCCAACCGACGAACCGAGCAAGUCAAUGCUGUACGCAGCUCUGAAGCUAAGGCUAAGCCUGGUAGGGUCUAUGCUGGGUACCAUCUGUAGUUCAGAUACAACUGCUCUGGACUGGACCACGCUGCUAAUGCAGCUCAUCUGCUCCGGUGCUGUGGACAGACAAACCGACAGCAGCGAACUCUUCACAAACUGUCUCGAUAUGCUCGCUACCCUCCUCCACUCUCUCCCGACCUCGUUCCACAUCUGCCUGGCCGGCAGCGGAGAAGAAGGAAAGAAAGUCUACAACGUCUGCAUUAAGAAACUGAAGUCAGAACUGAGUGGCGCAAAGUCCUCGUGUCUCUCUGAGAUUCAGCAGCUGUUUCCACUUGCCGAGAGACCUUUUGAGGGUCUCAGGAUACAGGAUAGCCGUGAGAUUUCCCCCUGGGAUAUAAUUGAGGGGGUCAAGAAUUCCGGCCCCCUCAUGCUAUCGUGGUUUGGAGCGAUUCGGAUGAAGAGAAAGCCGCUCAAGUACGCCGAGCAGCGACGAAAUGUUCACUUCCACACCCAUCAGAAACGGUUCGGGGACAUGGUCGGGAAACGACACUUUGUGAGUCUUCCAGAUCCCGCGCCGAUCUCCGAUACCGUGGCUGCCAGUGGCGACGCACCUGCCCAACUGGAAACCCCGACGACCGCCACCAGCAAACUUCCCGGCGCUUCUCAGCCUUUGCAGCCUCAGGAAUCCGGGCAGAGGCCUGGGGUGCCGACAGGGGUCAACCAAGUUCCUCUGAAUACUGCCCCAAAGCCCGAAACAUCAGCUCCGCCAAUGAUAAUAGGACCUCGCCCCUCAAUCCGUCCCCAGCAACCUCAGCAAAUUUGGGGACCCCGAGGCCCCAUGCAACCUAACCAACAACAGAGGAUGCAGAUGACACUUCGGAGGAUCCAGAAAGACCAGCUGGAGCAGCAGCGAAGAUUCGUACCAUAUGGGGGACACCCCAUGGCAAGACCUUCUCACUACUCGAUGAUGGGUCAGAUGCAGGCGCGACCGCCGCACAUGGGGGCCUACGGUGGGAUGAGUGCCAUGCAGCAGCAGCAGCAGAGGGCCAGGCUGCAGAUGCAGAUGCAGAUGAUGACCCCCGAGCAGAGACAGAUUUACAUCCACCGGGUGCGCCUGAGACAGCAGCAAGCAGCGCAACAGCAGGCGGCAAUGAACCCGGGAAUGAUGGGGGCGCCUCAGUACGGCGCUCAGUACCAACCGCAGCACCCACAGAUGCAAAUGCAAGCAGUGCAGCCCAUACAGGUUCAGCAACAGAUGCAACACGGCUACAGCCAGCAGCCGAUGAUGGUUCAACAGCAGCAGUAUCCCCCACAGCAACCGGGAGGACCAAUGAAUCCCAUGCAGAGACCCAUGUACUAAGAAUUUGCACCUUUGUCCACUUUCCCCAAUUUUAUGAUUAUGUUUAGCACCU